CACAAUUCUUGGUCCAAUGGUAUUGUGAGGCGAUUUCGAUUUAGAAAAAAUUAGGUAAAAUAAGAAUUUCAAAAUAUUUACAAAUUAAUUUCUUGUAUCUGUGACCGUCUAGUUAAAAUGCCUAUUUUAAUAAAAAUGGCUGGUGAGCUGAUGAACGAAUGGGCAAUAGUGGAAUUGCAAGGAGACAUUAAAUCACAUUCGGAAUCUUCUUUGGAAGGUCAAUUUUUGGGACACUUACAUUAUACGAAACAAGGUAUUCCCACACUAAUAAUCGGACAUCAUUUACUUUAUGGCAAGGAAGUAAAAUUGGAAAAGCCAUUUGCCCUAUUAGAGAAACAAAGAUCCGAAGAUAACUCCGAGUACAUCAUCAAAUCGAUUAUAAGACGAAAACUUCUAUUCAAAACGAGACCAAAACCGAUUGUAGGAACGUAAACUUAUUUCCAUAACAAUUUAUUUAAUAAAAAUAUAAAAUAAA
Molecule: messenger RNA, 475 nt
Organism: Photinus pyralis (common eastern firefly)
Lineage: Eukaryota; Metazoa; Arthropoda; Insecta; Coleoptera; Lampyridae
Product: chromosome transmission fidelity protein 8 homolog
Exons: 2
Coding region: 118-432 (104 amino acids)
Biological process (GO): mitotic sister chromatid cohesion
Cellular component (GO): Ctf18 RFC-like complex
Source: RefSeq, a predicted model, not a curated record